This is a messenger RNA of Serpula lacrymans var. lacrymans S7.9, 465 nucleotides long. RefSeq lists its product as uncharacterized. The transcript has 4 exons. The coding region runs from base 69 to 227 and encodes 52 amino acids. The record is from RefSeq and is a predicted model, not a curated record. Lineage: Eukaryota; Fungi; Basidiomycota; Agaricomycetes; Boletales; Serpulaceae.
UUUUCUGCAGCUUCUCGCUGUUUUAACUCGGCCCUUUCCAAUACAAGGGAUGAAAGUUGUUCUCUCAAAUGGGAGACAAGGGUGAACGUCAUGGCCAUGCCCAAGUUCUCGUCCCCCUAACUCUUCUCAAAUCCUCCAGCAAAGUUUCGCACUCUGAGUCCUCGAGUGUCCCAUCGAUGGCUUCCAAUGACAAUUCAGGGAGCUUGUCGGGGUACUCUUCUGUGUAAUGUACCGCAAGCGUUAAUUUAAGGUCAUCCACCCCAUCAACAUCCUCGUCUGGCUCGACAUCGAUCUGGAUAUCCCUAUCGGAUGUUACUUUAUAUGAGUCUCAGCAAGUCUGAUAUGAGGUGCUAGGCCUGUGGGACAAACUUGAAAGCUCGGUUGGGUAUAUGGCCUCGAGUACCUCGAAUUCCUCGACCAGGACGUCGGAAGACAUUUCGACAAAAUGUAUGAGAUCGCUUCCGU